CCGGGCGGGGCGCGGGGCGCGGAGGGAGCGCAGGGAGCGAGGGCAGCGCCCGCCCGGCGCCGCUGCGGUGCGGCUGGCUGAGCCUCUCCGUUUGUCUAGCGCCCCGCUCCGUCCUGGCUUGUGCUGGGGGGAGUCCCCUUUCCGGCUGUCAAAAUGGUCAUCAAAGUGUUUGUGGCCACAUCGUCUGGGUCCAUAGCGAUUAGGAAAAAACAGCAAGAAGUGGUGGGCUUUCUGGAAGCGAAUAAAAUCGACUUUAAGGAAUUAGAUAUAGCUGGAGAUGAAGACAACCGGAAGUGGAUGAGAGAGAACGUCCCCGGAGAGAAAAAACCUCAGAAUGGGAUCCCUUUGCCCCCCCAGAUCUUCAACGAAGAGCAGUAUUGUGGGGAUUUUGACUCUUUCUUCUCUGCAAAAGAAGAGAAUAUUAUCUAUUCAUUCCUUGGUUUGGCUCCCCCUCCAGGCUCGAAGGUCACAAAGCCGCCGGGGGAGGAGCUGUCCCUGCCCAAUGGCGAGGUCAUGGGUGAGGCGCAGAGCCCUGCAGAGGGAACAGAGGAGGCUGGAGAAAGUGGAGAAAACGAGGCACCAAAGGAGGACAAGGAAGAUGAGGGCAACCCCGCCGAACCCCAAGAGGAGAAGGCAGGCGAGGUAACGGAGGAGGGAGCAGAAGGGGACGCAGAGGAAGAGGAAGCUGAGAAAGAAGAAGCAGCAGGAGGAGAAGCAGAAGGAGAAGAAGGAGGGGGAGAAGGAGGAGAAGAAGGAGGAGAGGAGACUUAGGCCUUCCUGCCUUAUUUCUUCAGUGUUUCCAGAAAAGCCAAGUCACGAAGCAACACCUCAGCUGUCUUCCCACAAACCAGACUCAACGCACGCUGUGGCCUGACGCUAGCCCCCCUCUCCGUACCCCUGGGGCUCCCCGAGGAACUGGACUCUCUGACACGGUUCGGGGUUCCCGGAUCCCUCUUCCUACCACAUCGACAAGACGUUCAUUGUCAAGACAACACGUGCACACCUUCCUGGGCCUGACACUUUGGGCCUUUGCUUAAUUUUCUCUCUUCUUUUUGUUUUGCUCUGCAUGAGUAGACCUUCUUACUAAUACCCUGAAAAAAAAAAAAAGGAUUUCAAAAUAUGGAAUUCCUCUCGGUGUUGUGCCAAGAGUAAUUCUUUGUACGGCCUUACGCUACUGUCUCAGAAUGAGCUUUCGAAAUGUAGUGCCUCCCGGAGAGCAAGCAUACAAAUAAAGAUGAAUGGCAAAGAUCUUGA
This is a messenger RNA of Pipistrellus kuhlii (Kuhl's pipistrelle), 1254 nucleotides long. RefSeq names its product SH3 domain binding glutamate rich protein (gene SH3BGR). The record is from RefSeq and is a predicted model, not a curated record. The transcript has 7 exons. Bases 154 to 771 code for a protein of 205 amino acids. Lineage: Eukaryota; Metazoa; Chordata; Mammalia; Chiroptera; Vespertilionidae. Gene Ontology annotation, cellular component: cytoplasm.